This is a messenger RNA of Durusdinium trenchii, 4425 nucleotides long. Lineage: Eukaryota; Dinophyceae; Suessiales; Symbiodiniaceae. The record is from the annotation of a GenBank genome assembly.
AUGAAGGUUUGCUACCAGCACCUGGCCACGCUCGCCGUCCCUGCGGCGCACCAGGGCCGCAUCUUUUCCUUGCUGAAUGUGCUCUCUUCCCUGGGCAACAUCUUCGGCAACCUGGUGGCGACACGCCUCGCUGAGCAUGACGGCGGGGUGCUCUACAGCAAAGGUUCUGUGCCAUGGGCUGCGCAGUGGUCGGGUUUCUAUGUGUGCCACACGUGGGAAGCGAAGAGCAUGGGAAGCGAGUGGCAGUCGAGCCUGGUGCCCAUCAGCAGUGAAAAGAAGCGCCGGGCGCAGAUGGGUGCCGAGGGGCAACGAUGGGCAAUUCUGCAAACUUUAGCGGAGUCGCCCGGAGGGUGCAUGCAGAAUCUGGGCAUGCCAGGUGGUGUGGUGCCGCCUCCACCCUUGGCCACCGCCCCGGCCACGUUGCGGGUGGCGCCCACCAUGGCGUUGCCCCAGUUUACCGCGCCGGCCCGGCGACUUGGGGACGUGGGGGACGGGCGCUGCUUCGCACUGCAUCGCACUGCUGCUGCCCCGGCGUGGACUGGUGUCAUCACCGUGGCCCGGGAGACCUGGCGGGAUCAGGCCCGGAACAUGGCGAAGAAGACGCCCUUCCGGGCCGCUCUCAUCCAGGGGAAGGUCUCCGACGUGGAGGUUUUGCUCUUCCUGAUUUUUGAAUCUCCUUGCCGGGUCUCCUUGAACGAAACCGUUCGACACACCGCAGCUUGCAAUUGCGACCGCACCGCACCCGCCAUGGGUGCCCUCCUCUUCCGCGCGGCUUCGGAAGCCGCGGCGCCGGUGGAACGCGCGGUGGAACGCACGGAGCCAGCGCCGCGGUGGCUGCGGGCGGCCUCGGCCGCUGUGGUCCCGCCGGUGGCGACGUCGCUGGGCCGAGUGCUGCGGCCACAGAGCAGCUUGGUCUUCGCGCGGUGCAGCUUCACGGCGCCGAGCUGUCCCGAUGGACCCGCCGUGGUGUCCUGCCCCUGGAGUCGAGUAGUCGAACGGGCGCUGGUGGAUACGGGUUCCUCCGACUGCGAGCUUCGUGAGGGGCUGCUCAAGAGGUUGCCGCCGCUGCCAGUGGUUGUCACCUACGAAACCUCCACCGGCGACGAGGCGUACGACGCUUACGAGGUGGUACUCACCGUGAACGGCCGCCGCUGCGCGGCCGUGCUCACCGUGGUGCCCGAGGAACGCUUCUCGGCACAUGCGGACGAGCCUUGUUCGGACGAGGCCUUGCUGGGGCAUAUGGCCAUUGCAGCGCUGGGUUUGGAUGUGCACUGCCGGCAGCGCAGCAUGCUCCAGGCUGAGGCUCCAAACCCCGGCGCUUUGGCCCAGGAGAUGCCCUCCGAAGCACGGCCGCUGCCUGAAGGCGAACUGGGCCAGCUUCAUGUCGCCAGCAGCCGGCCCUAUGGCCUUUUUGGCACCGCCCUUGCUGAGAAGAGUGGUGUGCACGUGACGGCUGUACCGGUGGGGCAGCUUUGGACGACCUACCGCCACGCGGUUCCGCGCGGAGGCGAACCCCGCCUGCCGCCGCGCUGGUUGCCGGGCACCGGCUGCGCGGUGCCGCUGUGCCUGGGCGACCUGCAGCGGGAGCCGCAGGCGGCGCUGGAGGAGCUGGACCCCCAUGGAAAGCCGGUGGUGCCGGUGACCUAUGCCACUUGUCAUUUCCUGUCUCCGUUGUCGCCGGACUUGCGGGUGUCGGUGAAGAUGGCGCUGGUGGACACCGGCUCCUCCGAUUGCGAACUCCGGGUGGUCUCUCAGGAUCGCCUGGGCCGUUUGCCCACGGUGGCACAGGGAGUGGUCUACGAAACGGUCUGUGGUCGCCAUGUCUUCGACUCCUACGAGGUGCUGCUGGCCAUCGAGGGCCGCGUGUGCGCCUGCGCGGUCACCGGCGUGCCGGAGGAGCGCUUCCACGUUGGUGCCGAGGACCCGGCCUCGGACGAGGCCGUUUUAGGCCUGGCUGCCUUGUCCGCCUUGGACUUGGUGGUCCAUUGCCGCGCGCGCGCGGUGGCCGCCCGACGCCUGGAGUCUGCAGAUACUGCUCAAGCACUGUCACAUAGUGUUUCUGUGAAACAGCAUUACGCAAUGAGAGCCUUGUGGAUCACCUUCUGCGCUUGCUUGAUGCACUCAGAUGCAUUUCGCGAGAGUGUCGUCGGCAAUGCGACCGGCUUGGGCGAUGGAGCAGAUUGCACCUGUGGGAAGAAGCCCCUGAAGGACAACAAAUGCUGCGACCCAGGUUUGAUUUGCAGUAAGAGUGCUGGCAAGUGCAAGCCCGCAUUGAAGGGAGAAUGUGACCGCAAGUGGAUCGGGACCAACUGCGCCGUCAGCACUUACGGACGGUACAAUGGCAUUUCAUGCAGAACGUACUAUGCAGCUACAGAUGGCCAGAAGCACUGCUGUGUCCAUGGCCUACCAAUGAUGAUUGAGUAUGACAAAGCUUACCAAUACGCACCAGUGGGUGGUGACAAGACCACCUGUUGCAGUGGAGAGGUUAAGUGGUCUUCCUGGGCUGUGGACCUGAAAGGGAAGCACGAUGGAUACUACUGCAAAGGAGGCCUGGAGUCUGCAGAUACUGCUCAAGCACUGUCACAUAGUGUUUCUGUGAAACGGCAUUACACAAUGAGAGCCUUGUGGAUCACCUUCUGCGCUUGCUUGAUGCACUCAGAUGCAAUUCGCGAGAGUGUCGUCGGCAAUGCGACCGGCUUGGGCGAUGGAGCAGAUUGCACCUGUGGGAAGAUGCCCUUGAAGGACAACAAAUGCUGCGACCCAGGUUUGAUUUGCAGUAAGAGUGCUGGCAAGUGCAAGCCCGCAUUGAAGGGCGAAUAUGCAAUUCGCGAGAGUGUCGUCGGCAAUGCGACCGGCUUGGGCGAUGGAGCAGAUUGCACCUGUGGGAAGAAGCCCUUGAAGGACAACAAAUGCUGCGACCCAGGUUUGAUUUGCAGUAAGAGUGCUGGCAAGUGCAAGCCCGCAUUGAAGGGCGAAUGUGACCGCAAGUGGAUCGGGACCAACUGCGCCGUCAGCACUUAUGGACGGUACAAUGGCAUUUCAUGCAGAACGUACUAUGCAGCUACAGAUGGCCAGAAGCACUGCUGUGUCCAUGGCCUACCAAUGAUGAUUGAGUAUGACAAAGCUUACCAAUACGCACCAGUGGGUGGUGACAAGACCACCUGUUGCAGUGGAGAGGUUAAGUGGUCUUCCUGGGCUGUGGACCUGAAAGGGAAGCACGAUGGAUACUACUGCAAAGGAGGUUUGUGCGACCGGAGACCGGAGACCGGACGCACCGUGCGCCCGUGCCGUGCCGCAGCCGUGGUCGGCGUGAAAGGUGGCCUUGAGGAUAUCACCCACCGAGUGCCCUUCGACGAGGUCGGCAAGAAGGCGAGCUUUGAGGAGUACAACAAGUACUUCCGAAGCAAAAGCCGUGCCGGCGUCGCCCGGCUCGACGAGUCGUUGGCGCUGUAUGUGAUGCCCGCUGGGGAGGACAUCCCAGCCCUCCGGGAGUCACUCUACACCUUAGGGCCUCACAUCCCGCGCGUGGGAUGCCUCAUAGGCCUCAUCGGCCCGGGCACGCCCGCGGUGAACGCCGCGAAGCCGGUGAAGCAGGACUACAGCAUUUGUUUCUUGCCCAACGACCACUCAGUGCUGCCCCGGACGCAGCUCAGCGCCGCCGACCGGGCACUGGCCAGGAGCAACCAAGCUGACGAGGUCUUCCUGGGCCUUCGUGUGGCCGCCCUGCGCUGUGCCUUCGAAAGUGUGGGCGUCAUGGUGGCCGCCAAUCCUCCGCCCUCCUUCGCCCGCCGAGAGCUGCAGAAGAUCCUUCAGCGCGAGGGGCCGAUGGCGUUCCAUGCCUUCUUGGAUGAUUGGGGCAUCCGCUUGAGGCCAUCCGAGCUGAUCGAGAUCAGUUGGUUUCUACGCUCUGUGCACGAGGAGUGCCGUGGUGAUGUCCCGCUUCGUGGGGGUGAGAUCUGGCAUAUCUUCCUGGCACCAGUGCCGGAUGCUGCCGAGGCCACCUGGGCGCAGGGCUUCUGGGCGUCGCCCACGCGGCUGCUGCAGCUCUACGAGCGCCAGGAGUUGGAUCUCACCUGGGCCGAGUGGUAUUUGCUCCACGAACUCCGCUCCGAACUGCCUCAGUUCCACGGGCUUCCGGAACUGUCGCUCGGGGCUUCCAAGAAGAGUUGCCUUUGGUCUGCACGAGCCUUGCCCCUAGCCCCGCUACCCAACGCCCUGCUGCUGCCGGGGGACGAGGAGCACCCCGACUGCCCUGGACGUCCUGGAGAACGGCACCGUUUACACCUGAAGGAGAACUCACAGCUGCUUGGAAGUCCGGGUCUCUUUUCUCUUUCGAAAAAGGCGACCAAAAGAAGAAAAGAGGAGAUUUCGGCAAUUAUGGGCCAUGCGAGCAUCAUGCGAGCCAAGGGCGUAGGCUUAGGCUAA